AGAUGCAAGGGCAUUUCAAGUACUUUUACGUUUAUUCUAGUUGAUAGUUGCAAAUUGUUGUUUAAUUUCCGCAAGUUUGGACUGUUUAAUAUCAAAAUGGUUUGGGUCGAAUUUGACAAGCCCAAGACUGUGGAUAUAAUGGACACCUCCAAUGUUCCUCCAUUUCAGUUGGAAGCUGGCGAUGCCUCCACAUAUUUGGAUCACAUGUGUGCUCUCGAUAUUAGCUCCAGGGCCUCUUAUGUUCGACUUACAGGAAUUAUAUGCACCAUUGGACCGGCAUCUCGGGAACCUGAAAUAUUAGAAAAAAUGAUGGACAUUGGCAUGAACGUUGCUCGAUUAAAUUUUUCUCAUGGAUCUCAUGAAUAUCACGCCGAGACGAUAAAGAAUAUUCGUACGGCUGUUGCCAAUUACAGCAAGAAAAUUGGUAUGAUUUACCCCUUGGCCAUUGCAUUGGAUACGAAAGGGCCCGAAAUUCGUACUGGUCUUCUGGAAGGAGGUGGUUCGGCCGAAGUGGAACUUAAAAAGGGAGAUUUAAUUAAACUUACAACGGAUAAGGCCUAUGCUGAUAAGGGAAAUGCACAAGUUGUCUACGUAGACUAUGACAAUAUUCAAAAGGUUGUCCAACCAGGAAACCACAUCUACAUCGACGAUGGAUUAAUCUCUGUAAUGGUAACAUCUAUACAAGGUUCUUUCGUAACUUGUACCAUUGAAAAUGGUGGUAUGUUGGGAAGUCGAAAAGGAGUGAACCUUCCGGGAGUGCCCGUCGACUUACCAGCUAUUUCCGAAAAAGACAUAUCUGAUCUCAGAUUUGGCGUCGAACAAAAGGUGGACAUGAUAUUUGCAUCAUUCAUACGAAACGGUGGUGCCCUCAACGAAAUUCGUGACAUUCUCGGUGAAGAGGGCAAACGGAUUUUAAUCAUAUCGAAAAUAGAAAAUCAACAGGGCAUGCAAAAUUUAAAUGACAUCAUCGACGCCUCUGACGGUAUUAUGGUAGCCCGUGGAGAUUUGGGUAUUGAAAUACCUACCGAAAAAGUAUUCUUAGCACAAAAAUGUAUGAUCGCUAGAUGUAAUGAUAAGGGAAAACCUGUGAUUUGUGCAACGCAAAUGUUGGAGUCGAUGGUGAAAAAACCAAGACCCACACGUGCAGAGAGUUCCGAUGUUGCCAACGCUGUUCUUGAUGGUGCUGACUGUGUUAUGUUGUCCGGGGAGACAGCAAAAGGAGAUUAUCCAAUUGUCUGUGUGCAAACUAUGGCAAACAUAUGUAAGGAAGCGGAAGCUGCAGUAUGGCAGAAGCAAACCUUUAUCGAUUUGUUAACUAAAACAACGCCGCCAAUUGAUGCAACACAUACGAUUGCAAUUGCUGCCGUUGAAGCUUCAACAAAAUGUCUGGCCGCAGCUAUUGUCAUUUUGACAACGUCCGGAAGAUCGGCGCAUUUGAUUUCGAAAUAUAAACCAAAGUGUCCGAUCAUUGCGGUAACGCGUAACGCCCAAACCGCACGUCAAGCACAUCUGUUCAGAGGAAUUCUACCGCUGCAAUUUGAAGAUGCGCGAUUAAGCGAUUGGUUGAAAGAUGUCGAUGCUCGCGUUCAAUUUGGGAUUACCUUUGGUAAGGCACGUGGAUUUAUAAAGAGUGGCGAUCCAGUCAUAGUGAUCACCGGUUGGAAGCAAGGCUCUGGAUUUACCAAUACUUUACGCAUUGUCAAUGCGGAAUAACAUUAUAACCAAUAGAUAGUGUGCUAGUGUGGUGUUUAAUAAUUAUUAGGUACCAUGUAUUAUUUUUGUAAUAGAGGAAGGUCUAAAAUUAGAUUAAUUGACCUUUACUAAAGAAGUGGAUGUAUUAUAUUCCUUAAAAUAGUGUUCUAAAUUUGAGAAAAUAGAACAAGUUUUGUAUUAUUAGUAAUAUUGCAAGGCAAUAAUUUGUUAUUCUGCCACUUGUAUUUAUGUAUUUAACUCCAAAUAAAGUUCACUAUAUUUCA
This is a messenger RNA of Photinus pyralis (common eastern firefly), 1976 nucleotides long. Its product is annotated as pyruvate kinase-like. Gene Ontology annotation, molecular function: pyruvate kinase activity; magnesium ion binding; potassium ion binding. The record is from RefSeq and is a predicted model, not a curated record. Gene Ontology annotation, cellular component: cytoplasm. Lineage: Eukaryota; Metazoa; Arthropoda; Insecta; Coleoptera; Lampyridae. The coding region runs from base 97 to 1713 and encodes 538 amino acids. Gene Ontology annotation, biological process: glycolytic process. The transcript has 7 exons.